Quercus robur (English oak) is the source of this 2360-nucleotide messenger RNA. Its product is annotated as cysteine-rich receptor-like protein kinase 44. NCBI's taxonomy places the organism in Eukaryota, Viridiplantae, Streptophyta, Magnoliopsida, Fagales, Fagaceae. The record is from RefSeq and is a predicted model, not a curated record. Gene Ontology annotation, molecular function: ATP binding; protein kinase activity. The transcript has 7 exons. Gene Ontology annotation, biological process: protein phosphorylation. Bases 80 to 2119 code for a protein of 679 amino acids.
CGCGGCCCACUAGCUCAUCCCUCUCUCUAAAAGCCUAAACGAUAUGUAAGUUUCUUCACCCAAGUCUUGCCUUAAACGCAUGGCAAUGGUUUCAUCAAUACUUCUCUUCCUGUCUGCCAUUUGCAUAUUCAUUGCUCAAGCCUUUGCUCAGCCAAACUUCCUAUACCAUUUCUGUUUAGACAAAGGUAACUACACAAGCAAAAGUACCUACAAUGCAAACCUCAAUAACGCACUCUCCUCCCUCUCUUCCAACACUGAAAUAGACUAUGGGUUCUACAAUUUUUCUUAUGGCCAAAACCCUGACAAAGUAUAUUCACUUGGACUUUGCAGAGGAGAUGUUCAGCCAGAUAUUUGCCGUAGUUGCCUCAAUAAUGCUACAAAUCUUCUCCCUAUGCUUUGUCCCAAUCAGAAGGAAGCAAUAGGAUGGUAUAAAGAUUGCAUGUUACGCUACUCAUUCCGCGACAUAUUUAACAUCAUGGAAACUAGUCCUUCUUUCCGUAUGCGGAACAAAAAUAACGUAUCAACCAAUUUGGAUCAGUUCAAUCAGGACCUGAAGAUCUUGUUGGACAGCAAAAGAGUUCAAGCUGCAGCAGGUGGUUCUCUUCGUAAGUUUGCGGCGGGAAAUGCAACAGCACCAAACAAUCAAACACUAUAUUCACUUGUGCAAUGCACACCUGAUUUGUCCGAGCAAGAUUGCAGUGAUUGUUUGGCUUGGGCUUUUGAAAAGAUUCCGCAAUGUUGUGGAGGCAAGCAAGGAGGGAGAUAUAUUACACCCAGCUGUAAUAUUAGGUUUGAGGUCUUCCCCUUCUAUGUCGCCAAAGCUGCUAAUGCAUCUUCACCAUCACCGUCUCCAUCACCACCACUAGUACCAUCCGUAUCUCCUCCACCAUUGAACAAAACCGCAGCUGCAAAAGGAAAGGAGAGUAACAAAUCUCGAACUGUCAUGAUCAUAGUUGUACCCAUUAUUUCUUUUGUGGUACUAAUAAUAAUCUCCUUCUGCAUCUACUUAAGAGUCAGGAAACCAAGGGAGAAACCACAAGGCGAAUAUUCUACGGAUGAGAUCAGAAGUGUGGAAUCUUUGCAGUUAGGCUUUGGCACUAUUAAAGUUGCAACAGACGACUUUUCUGAUGCAAAUAUGCUUGGAAAAGGCGGAUUUGGUGUUGUUUACAAGGGUAAACUCUCUGAUGGACAAGUUAUUGCUGUGAAAAGGCUUUCAAAAAAUUCUAGUCAAGGAGAUCUUGAAUUUAAGAAUGAAGUUUUGUUACUGGCCAAGCUUCAACACCGAAAUUUAGUUAGACUCCUAGGAUUUUGCUUGGAAAGAAUUGAAAGGCUUCUAAUUUAUGAGUUUGUACCUAAUGGAAGUCUUGAUAACUUCAUUUUUGAUCCAAUCAAGUGUGUACAACUGGAUUGGGAAAGACGCUACAAAAUCAUAGGAGGCAUUGCACGAGGCCUUCUCUACCUUCAUGAAGAUUCUCGACUUCGUAUUAUUCAUCGAGAUCUUAAAGCAAGCAAUAUCCUAUUAGAUUCAGAAAUGAAUCCAAAAAUUUCAGAUUUUGGUAUGGCAAGAUUGUUUGAACUUGAUCAAAGUGAAGGCAAUACAAGCAGAAUUGUGGGGACCUAUGGAUAUAUGUCUCCAGAGUAUGUAAUGCAUGGACAAUUCUCAGUAAAGUCUGAUGUCUUCAGCUUUGGUGUGCUAUUGUUAGAGAUAAUAAGUGGACGAAAGAAUAGCUCCUUCCGAAAUGGAGAGAAUAUUGAAAACCUUCUAAGCUAUGCAUGGAAAAAUUGGAAAAAGAGUACAGUUUCAAAUCUUGUAGAUCCCACAUUGAAGGCAGGCUUGACAACCGAAAUAAUGAGAUGUAUUCACAUUGGAUUACUAUGUGUUCAAGAAAAUGUAGUUAAUAGACCGACUAUGGCAUCUGUUGUUCUCAUGCUUAAUAGCUACUCUAUUACUCUCCCAAUACCUUCAGAACCUGCAUUUUUUAUGAAUAGUGGUACUGAAUCAAACAUUUGCUUGCAAUGGGAGCAUGAUUCAAGGUUGACAGAGUCAAAUCAAUCUAAAAGUAGCUCUGUCCAAGCUUCGAUAAAUGAUGUGUCAAUCACAGAGCUAUCUCCUCGCUAGUAUUUAAUGAAUUUGAAAUGUAAUACUACUAUUUUCCUUAUUUAUUUAUUUUAAUUGAAGAAUACACAAUAUAUGAGUUAUUGAUGAUACAUUAACAACGUAGCAUUCGUUUCAAAACUUGAACUAUUUAGUGACCCAAAACAAAAUUGGUGUAAUUUAUCCAUUUGUUCUUUCUCUAGCUCUAGUCUUAUUCAAGAAAACAGAAAGCUACAUUAUGAUAUACCAGUCUUACUGUCUCCAA